AUGCAUUUGCUCUAUUCCCCAAAGCACUUGGAGGGUCAGAAGCUUUCGAAGCCAAAGAUAAAGGUUUCUAGCGAAGUGUUUGCGCCAAAGCAUGAACAUGUUUCGGAAGACAAUGUCUACAAAACCACCGAUGAUUUUGGGCACAAUACGGAAUCUGAAAACUACCUAAUCAAGAGCCUGGACUACAUCGAGGCUCGUGCAAAGAAGAUGUUCCACAACAAAGCUGAGCUCAAAGCCUAUCUCAAAGGGACCAGGGCUUUAGAUAGUACAUUCUACUGUCAUUUAUUUAUAAGCCCAGUACGUGCCAAGGGCUCGUUAGUGAAACAAGGAAUUGCUUAUCACGAACGCGUUAGAGCACUUUAUUACGUGGCUUAUGUUAACUUUUACCAGCUUAUUUUUUAUCUCACGAGCUCUAGACUCUAG
Messenger RNA from Oikopleura dioica, 423 nucleotides. The record is from the annotation of a GenBank genome assembly. NCBI's taxonomy places the organism in Eukaryota, Metazoa, Chordata, Appendicularia, Copelata, Oikopleuridae.